Messenger RNA from Mus pahari (shrew mouse), 730 nucleotides. RefSeq names its product interleukin 11 (gene Il11). Gene Ontology annotation, biological process: positive regulation of cell population proliferation; positive regulation of MAPK cascade. The transcript has 5 exons. Lineage: Eukaryota; Metazoa; Chordata; Mammalia; Rodentia; Muridae. Gene Ontology annotation, molecular function: growth factor activity; cytokine activity. Gene Ontology annotation, cellular component: cytoplasm. The coding region runs from base 12 to 611 and encodes 199 amino acids. The record is from RefSeq and is a predicted model, not a curated record.
CCUGUGGGGACAUGAACUGUGUUUGUCGCCUGGUCCUGGUGGUGCUGAGCCUCUGGCCAGAUAGAGUCUUUGCCCCUGGGCCACCAGCUGGCUCCCCUCGGGUCUCUUCAGACCCUCGUGCAGAUCUGGACAGCGCCGUUCUCCUAACCCGAUCCCUCCUGGCAGACACACGGCAACUAGCUGCACAGAUGAGAGACAAAUUCCCAGCUGAUGGAGAUCACAAUCUGGACUCCCUGCCUACCUUGGCCAUGAGCGCUGGGACAUUGGGAUCUUUGCAGCUUCCUGGUGUGCUGACAAGGCUUCGAGUAGACUUGAUGUCCUACCUCAGGCAUGUACAAUGGCUGCGCCGCGCAGGUGGUCCUUCCCUAAGGACUCUGGAGCCAGAGCUGGGUGCCCUGCAAGCCCGACUGGAACGGCUACUCCGUCGUUUACAGCUCUUGAUGUCUCGCCUGGCCUUGCCCCAGGCCACCCCAGACCAACCUGUGGCCCCCCUGGGCCCUCCUGCCUCAGCCUGGGGAAGCAUCCGGGCAGCUCAUGCCAUCUUAGGAGGGCUGCACCUGACCUUGGACUGGGCCGUGCGGGGCCUGCUGUUGUUAAAGACGCGGCUGUGACUCGGGACUGAAAGCCACCAUGGAUACCACCCUUGAAAGCCAGAUCUUAUUUAUUUAUUUAUUUUGGUACUUGGAGGGGGGGGCAUGAUGAUCAGGGGCAUGCCACACCCCAAACAACC